Molecule: messenger RNA, 327 nt
Organism: Paramecium tetraurelia
Lineage: Eukaryota; Ciliophora; Oligohymenophorea; Peniculida; Parameciidae
Exons: 2
Source: RefSeq, a predicted model, not a curated record
AUGAGUGCCUAUCCGACUGAAAUAGAAUACGAAUAUUCCUUCCUUACAAUUACUGGCAAUCUAAUCAAAAUUCUUGGUGAUUUUCUGUGGUAUUAUCAUGCAAAGCCAAAGUGUUUUACAUAUGGCCACUUAUUUAGGAACAGAGAGUUUGUGUUCAUCAAUGAUUUCUUGAAUCCCACCUUAAUAUUAUUAUAGGAUAACUUUGCCAAACCUCCGAAUCUGGGUAUUGUUUCUUUACAUGAACAUAAUUUAUAUGCCAUAUCAAAGCCUUCUUUUACGAUUUUAAACAGAUCAACAGAAGUCUAAAAUGGCUCUUAAAUGCUAUGA